Molecule: messenger RNA, 827 nt
Organism: Anthonomus grandis grandis
Lineage: Eukaryota; Metazoa; Arthropoda; Insecta; Coleoptera; Curculionidae
Product: mpv17-like protein 2
Exons: 1
Coding region: 122-754 (210 amino acids)
Biological process (GO): mitochondrial ribosome assembly
Cellular component (GO): cytoplasm; membrane
Source: RefSeq, a predicted model, not a curated record
AUGACGUGUUUCUUUAGGUUCCUAACCUCAAAAAAAAAAUUCUAUUUCUGACCCAUUUUGUAAUUUUUUUACUUUUAAAUGUGAAUUUUGAAAUUAUUUAUUGGUUAACAAUCUAUUGAACAUGGCGGCAGCUGCUCGAAAAUUACUGUUUUUGCAAAACCGCUUUGCCGUAAAAACCAGGAAAUUCUUUAACACCAUGUUUAGUGACAAAUAUUUGUUGUAUACAAAUGUGGGGCUCUCGUUAAGUCUUUCCGGUCUGGGCGACCUCAUUGAGCAAAAGUACGAAAUUUACAGUAAAGAAAUUACAGAAUGGGACAAGAAAAGAACAUUAGACAUGACUUUAUCGGGUACAACUGUUGGGGUUGUAUGCCACUAUUGGUAUAUGUUCUUGGAUAGAACCAUACCUGGCUAUACAGUGAGAAUAGUAUUUAAGAAAAUUAUAGUCGAUCAGCUGAUAGGCAGCCCACUGGCAAUAUCAACUUUCUUUGGCUCAAUAGCACUCUUGGAAGGAUCUACAAUGCAAGAAUUUAUCACCGAAGUAAAGCAAAAAGCUUGGAGGUUAUAUGCAGCCGAGUGGAUGAUUUGGCCUCCAUGUCAGUUUUUAAACUUUUAUGUAUUGUCUACUAAAUAUAGAGUACUUUUUGACAAUUUAGUCUCUUUAGGGUAUGAUGUGUAUACCUCCCGUGUUAAACAUCAUAAUUAUUCAAGUUCUGAAGAAUGUGUCGAGGAAACCUAUUAUGCAGAGGUAGAUUAAACAAAUAUUAAGGAACUUAGGAACAAAUUGUAAACAAUAAGUUUUAAUAGACAAUCUGCUGUGAUACUGAGAA